AUGCUACAGACAUUUACUGUGCUUACUAGUGGCUUGGCCAGAAAGUCAGCCCAGUAUCCAAUCCAUUUCAUAAUUGCAACGUCGCUUUUGGCUUCCGCAGCAUAUUUGGCAGUUGUAGAUGAAUACGUGCCCGAGAAUUUCGGCACUCUGAUGUCCAAUGUCAGCUUCUACCAGGGUCCCAGACAGCUGGAAUGGAUCAAGGUCCAAGAUGGUGCCGAGUACGCAACUUCAGACCAUUAUGUGGUCGUACCACUUCUUUUCAGCAGACUUCAUAUCGACACCUUGCCCAACAUAGAAAAUACUAUCGAGGGAACUGCUGCCAACGAGCGCCUUUUGGUUUCACCAGCAGACUCAGUCGAGGAAAAAUUGCAAUCUUUGGACAAGAUCAAUGUCGGCGGGAUCACUUGGAGAGCCAGAAACAACAACCGUCUUGCCAAGUACCACGAUUAUGUGAGAAUUGGUAUUCGUCGUCUUCAAUCUGCCAUCCAGGGUGCUGAAACAUUUGAUAUUGGUUUGAUCACCGUAGCAUAUAUCGCCAUGUGGUAUACAAUCCUCAAGGUGUUUUAUGAUAUGAGACAAAUUGACUCCAAUUUCAGAUUGGCAUUGGCUACGAUUAUUUCCUCAACUUUCGCUUUUCUUUUCGCCUUGGCUACUACCACUCGCUUUUUGGAUGCAAAAGUGCCUCUCUUGUCGCUCUCAGAGGGUAUUCCUUUCCUCGUGGCCAUCAUUGGUUUCAAGCACAAAGUCUCCAUUGCUGUAACCGUACAAAAAGCAACUUUAUCCCAAUUGGAUGCUAAGUCCAUCGUUUCCAGUGCAAUUGCGUCUCACACCGUGAGCUUGCUUAGGGACCAUGUCGUCGUCAUUGGCGCCAUGGCCACUUGUGCCACCUACGCAUCCCAUUUGGUGGGUCUCAGAAACUUCUGCAUUCUUAGUUCUUUCAUCCUCGGUUUCGAUUUGUUCUUAGUUUACACUUUCUUUUCUGCUAUCCUUGCAUUGAAGGUUGAAAUCAGCCGUGCACGUCGCACUGAAACCUUGAAACAGGCCCUUGAAGAGGACGGUGUCUCAAGCUUAGUGGCUCAAAGUGUGGCCGAUCAGUCUUCGAAUAUUGAGUUCCCCGACCAAGAGUCGACCUUCAACCCAAAAGCCGUCUCCCUCAAACUUGCCGUGGUGGCUAUAAUUUUCGGGUUUCAUGCUUUUUCCUUUGGUAGCUCGUGGAUUUACUCUUCCGAAGUUGGCGACCUGUUGUUCUAUUCCGAAACCCCAGUAUUUUCCACCGCUCUUAUUCAACAUAUUGGCUCGAGCUCAAACGGAACCGUGGUCACAGUUGUAGGACAACGCUUGUUCAUGCCAAUGGGUAUAUUCGUUCAAGCCGAGGAUUUAAUUUGGUUGAUUUAUGACAAGAUUAGCAUGGCGAUCAAGGAUAAUUUGAUCUCAAAGUUUUUGCUUGUUGGCUUUAUUAUCUCGAUUGUCAUCAAUGCUUAUUUCUUGAAUGCGUCGAGAUUCCAUAUUACGGCAACUAACAAGUUGAUUGAGAAGGAAAUCUCCAACGGAGAGGCUGGUAAAAAGAGAAAAUCUUCUGUGGUUCAAUUUUUCGAAAAGAGCUUUGCUAAAGGUGGUAAGGACGAAUCGAGUACUUCCGAAUCCGAUAGCUCUGAUGAGUUGACAAUUGCUCCAAAGCAUACCAGAAGUCUCGACACUCUCAUACAAAUCAUGAAGGAUGGACAAACAAAGACGUUAUCCGAUAAUGAAGUCACAAAUCUUGUUGUGUCUGGUAAAUUACCACUUUAUGCAUUGGAAAAACAGCUUCAAGAUAAUACUCGUGCCGUUGUUGUUCGUCGUAAAGCUAUUGCACAAAUGGCUGGUGUUCCUUCGUUAGAUUCUGAUCGGUUACCAUAUAUGCACUAUGAUUACAAUCGUGUGUUUGGAGCCUGUUGUGAGAAUGUCAUUGGUUACAUGCCCAUCCCUGUCGGUGUUGCCGGUCCAUUGAAUAUUGAUGGAAAGUCUUAUCACAUCCCCAUGGCUACUACAGAGGGAUGUCUUGUUGCUUCUACCAUGAGAGGAUGCAAAGCUAUCAAUGCUGGUGGUGGUGUAUCGACAGUGUUGACCCAAGAUGGAAUGACAAGAGGACCAUGUGUGUCGUUUCCUACAUUGGCUCGCGCUGGUGCCGCCAAGUUAUGGUUGGACUCCGAAGAAGGUCAAAAGACCAUCAAAAAGGCUUUUAAUUCUACAUCGCGUUUUGCAAGAUUGCAACAUAUAAAGACGGCACUUGCCGGUACGUUGUUGUUUAUUCGUUUCAGAACCACGACUGGUGAUGCUAUGGGAAUGAAUAUGAUUUCAAAAGGAGUGGAAUAUUGUCUUAAGCACAUGGUUGAAGAAUGCGGUUUCAAGGACAUGACGGUGAUUUCGGUUUCUGGUAACUACUGUACUGAUAAGAAACCAUCUGCUAUCAACUGGAUCGAGGGCCGUGGUAAGUCUGUUGUUGCUGAAGCUCGAAUUCCAGCCGAUGUGGUUAAAAAUGUUCUCAAGUCCGAUGUCGAUGCCUUGGUGGAACUCAACGUGAGCAAGAAUUUGGUGGGCUCUGCAAUGGCUGGGUCUGUUGGAGGUUUCAAUGCCCAAGCUGCCAAUUUGGUUACCGCUGUAUUCUUGGCGUGCGGUCAAGAUCCUGCUCAAAAUGUUGAAUCUUCAAACUGUAUUACUUUGGUAAACAAAGUCGAUGGUGAUCUCGUGAUCUCGGUUUCCAUGCCAUCCAUCGAAGUGGGAACCAUUGGUGGUGGUACCAUAUUGGAACCUCAAGGUGCCAUGUUGGACUUGCUCAGAGUAAAGGGCCCUCAUCCUACCAAUCCAGGAGAAAAUGCUCGUCAAUUGGCCCGUGUCGUUGCUUCUGCGGUUCUAGCUGCUGAGCUUUCGCUUUGCUCUGCCUUGGCAGCUGGACAUCUCGUUCAAUCUCAUAUGCAACACAAUCGUAAAGCGCCAGUCGCUUCCACAGAAUCAGCUACUGCCAAUGGGUCCAAAAACAUUGCUUCAGCCGAUCGUGACCGCCUCUUGCAAGGCUCGGUUAACUGUAUCCGCUCAUAA
Molecule: messenger RNA, 3075 nt
Organism: Meyerozyma guilliermondii ATCC 6260
Lineage: Eukaryota; Fungi; Ascomycota; Pichiomycetes; Serinales; Debaryomycetaceae
Gene: HMG1
Product: hydroxymethylglutaryl-CoA reductase (NADPH)
Exons: 1
Coding region: 1-3075 (1024 amino acids)
Biological process (GO): isoprenoid biosynthetic process; ergosterol biosynthetic process; coenzyme A metabolic process
Cellular component (GO): endoplasmic reticulum membrane; peroxisomal membrane
Molecular function (GO): hydroxymethylglutaryl-CoA reductase (NADPH) activity; protein binding
Source: RefSeq, a predicted model, not a curated record